UCCGCGCCCGCUACUCAGCUUGCAGCGUCCGCUGCCCGCCGCUGUCCGCCGCAUCGCCGGCGCGUCUUCUGCCUCCACGGACCGGCCCGGCUUCGCUCCGGGCACAGCCGCAGGGGUGGAUACUCCGCCGAUAGACCCGUCGCACGCGAGGUCCGCUGCAUACUACGGCUCCAAGAUCGCGGGGCACCGAGGCAUGUUCUGCUAUCAUUGCCCGCCGUCGCUGCAUCCUUCAAGCGCACCACGGCUGCCAACCUUAGAUUACCCCUUCACGCCGACGCAUCCCUACACGAGCUACUCCUACCACCCCGCCAUCCACGAUGAUACGUUCGUCCGCCGCAAGCAGCGACGCAACAGGACCACCUUCACCUUGCAACAGCUGGAGGAACUGGAGAGCGCGUUUGCGCAGACGCACUAUCCGGACGUCUUCACCCGCGAGGACCUCGCCAUGAAGAUCAAUCUCACGGAGGCCCGAGUGCAGGUGUGGUUCCAGAACCGGCGCGCCAAGUGGAGGAAGGCGGAGCGCCUCAAGGAGGAGCAGCGCAAGCGAGAGGAGCAGGAGAGGGGCAAGAGGGACCCCGACAAGGACGCCCUCGACGUCGACAAGGUGGAGUCUCGUGAGGGAGCGAGCCCUGUAGAGGACAUGGAGGCUGCAUCGACGUCUGCGCCAGUGGUGCACGCGGAGACGAGCCGGUCGCCGCUGAGCUGCAGCGACGCUGGAGACGCCGACGUCGGCGCGCCGGGCGCUCCCGGCUCCGCGUCCGCUUCCGCCCCCGCGCCGGCGCAGCAGACGGAGGCGCCGCCCCCGCUGCCUCCCCUGCUGGCGGAGGCGUCAGCGGCGGGGGCGGCGGCGGGUACAGAGGCCAACUCGCUGCCCGCGUCCUACAGUCCCAGCGUGUCGGCGCCCUCUUCGCCGGGGGCGGGCUCCGCCUCCGGGGGUUCUGGCCGCCCCCCGUCGCCAGCGCUGCCCCCGGGGCUGCAGGAGCACUCUGCCGCCGCCGCAGCCGCGGCCGCCGCCGCCGCCUCCCUACGGCCCGCAGUGCUGCCCGCCUUCGGACACCACCUGUUCCCGGGCUUCUCGGACGCGGGCGGCUUCCGGCCCGUUCUGGACUCGGGACCUUCGCGAGGAGCGCCUCCUCUGUUCUUCCCGCCGCACUUGACGUCACAUCUCAGCUCACAGUUCACGCCACCGCUCUUCCCGGGACUCAAAGCAUUCCCCGGGCUGUGCUCGUGCUGCCCCAUGAAGCCGAUGGGACUCCUGCAGCCGCAGCAGCCGGGCGCGUCGUCACCAGUGGGGGGCGGCGGUGCGUCCUCUGGAGGCGGAGGAGGCGGCGGAGGCGGCGGCGGCGGCGACCAGCGCUCGUCGAGCGUGGCGGAGCUGCGGCGCAAGGCACAGGAGCACUCGGCCGCGCUGCUGCAGUCGCUGGCCUCUUUCCAAGCCGCCUCCGGGCUGCCCGUCGGCUUCGGCCUGCACCACCUGGCGCCGCCGCCCGUGCCGCCGCCGCCGCCGCCCGCCCCCGCGCCGCCGCCCCCGGCGUCGCGUCGCUCCGAGUCGCCUGCCGCCCCCGGCAGCCCGCUGUCCGUGCCGCCGGCCGGCUCCGAUCGGGCGACCCCCUGAAACUGAGGCGCCUACUGGGCUGCCUCCUGAACACUGAGUGACGACAUUCGGGCUCCGCUGCGUCGCUACAUCGACUCUACAGUGCUCGUCUCCACCAGAUCGGGUCCGCACAAUUGCGGCUGCCCUAACGAGUGUGCUGGUUCUAUCUACCACGUGUCCUUCAAACAAGUGCUCAGAUGCCAUUUCUCUGGUGUUUCCAGUUCUGUUAAUUCAUUGCAAAUAAAAGCUUCUCGUGGGGUGUUUCAUGCCGACAUCGACCUAUCAAGUUAUCGGCGUUACUGUGUAUACUCACAAAUAAAUAGACCUGUACUUAUACUAGCCUUUCAUGUAUUUUGUCAAGGGUAUACUGUUCCAGAAAUAAAUUAAAAACACUUCCCGUCCUCCAUUUCUGACCAAGGUUAUUGCGAGGUUUCCCUUUCUUGCUCGUAAUGCGUACGCUGGAACUUCAACACCCCCCCCCCCCCCCUCCCGAAACCAUCAAGAGUUUGUUUCUGAGAGAGGUCUCUCUCUUCUGCCCCUCUCUCCACGCCCUCACUCACUCACUCACUCACAAACACACACACACACACACACACACACACACACACAACACACACACACACUUAUUAAACUUUCAAUCACCACCACGGUCAAUAAGCCACAGAUAUAUAGGAUUUAAUGAUGCUAACAAUAAAACAAAUCGUUUUACUAUCACCAUAAUGAUUAUAUCAAUGUUUUACCCAUGAUGCCCCGCUACCAACUUGCUUGGUAUUUAGCUCAAAAGUGACUGAUUCUGCAGUGGGUAGUUAUUGGAAUGGCGCCUUCUACCUGGGGGUAAAAAAUUAAAAAUGUCGACACAAGAGUGGCGAUUCCAUUACAAACAAAACAUGUCUUCGGUCAUGGUGGAGGCGAUAGUGGCAGUUGAAAUGCUUUAGAAAAUAGUUUCUUUCUCCUCUACAACCACAUAUGGUAUCAACAAUACUCUUCAAAUCAACAAGAUAGACAACCACGAAAUAAGUUCGAACUCAACAGUGAAGCGAUGCAGUCUACGUCAAAAAUGACAUUGAUUUCAUUCCAUAAGAAGGAUGCACUUGUUCUCGCCCAAAAUCUUCCAGAAAAAUCACAUAUGUACGUGAAUGUAUAUGUGAAUGAGAGGCGUCGAGUAAUUUCCACAUAUACUAGUGUAUUUAAACAAAAUUUAAAAGUUACUGCAUAAGUAUUUCAGACUAGAUAACCUAACAAAUAACACUAAAAUUUUGAAAUUACCGUAUUUUAUGUUACACAUGAAAAUAAUUACGUUAAAGUAGUACGGCUGUAUGUCAAGCGUUAAAAAUUAAAUUUUCAAAAUAAAUUAGGGCGCACUUUCAACUUAUAAACAUAUGUCCGCUAUUUUCUUGCGUGACAGGGUAUGGCCGACAUCCGUACUUUUUUUAAUCGUAAGUACCGGACAGUAACAAAUUUUUAAACAUAUGCAUAAAAAGAAAUUUUAUUUUUCUCAAUACACAGAACAAUCUGCAACACAGUUCUUAAAUAUCAUGUCUCUGUGAUUCAGUGCGGUACAGCGUAGCAGACUUACUCACUCUUUGCUGGACUUCCGGAAAUAUUCGUUGCGUUUUACUGUACUACCCACAUUUUCCUCUCUUCAUUUUAUUUUAGGAAAGAGUUUUUAGUUCCUUGGUUCUCCAUAAGUUGGAAAGCUCGUGUUCUUGUCUACGAAGUUAUCCUCGAGUUAAAAAUCAUGACAAGGUAAAAGUUUGCUCAGUUGAUUGUGCACAUAAAAAUAUACGUCUGACAACAUUUUGUCUUCAGGGAGAAACAGCGUUUUCUGUUGACAUUGGAAUUACAUGAAACAUCCUGUGAAUGGCCUGUAUCUGCUAUGAUUUCACCCACACAUCGCAAAAAUAUGACUCAAAAUAUAUUAAUACCAGAUAAAGCGAACCUGAUUAUUCUUUGGAGAUAGAACCAGUACACUUGUAUUACUUGUCAUGGAACCACUGUGUAUUUUCAUUCAAACGAAGAUAAAUACAAGACCCUGUGAUAGCGCAGCAGAAUUGUUAAUACAUAACUAUUAGAAAUGUGAUAAAUGUUAGACAAGGAAAAGUUUUUGUGCAUACCGUACGAUUCCAUAAGGACAAACUUUCAGACAGGCGAAGCUCUCUAAAAACUGUAGAUGUUCUUACACAACUGACUGGAACCAUUUAGAUUUAAAUGAAAUGCCUGCUAUAGACGUCUUGGAAGUGCCUGCUUCACAGUGAUACAUAUAUAGUACGAAUUGUCAAAUUAUGAUAGCCUUCUUAGUUAUUGCUAAUUCGUAAUUUGCCUUCCUUUCGAGUGUGACACACAUAACCCAAUAUCAUGUGAUAAAUCUUACACAGCAUGGCCCUAAUGUUAACUGUUCCGACAUCCUAUCAGUGUUUCGUUCAAUGUGACUGUACCAUUCAUACAUGUCUUGUAUGAUCAAUUCAAAUCACUUUCAUUAACCACUGCAAACUCUAAUAGUCGUUCCUUAGAUGCAUAACUCAGUGCAAAGAGACAACAUCGAAACCUAGCUAGAAAUUUUGUGUCCCCAUCUACCUAAUCAGUUGUAACGUAUUCAAAAUGCGUUUAUAGUUAAAUCCCAGAAAACACUGAUUCGCUUCUCACAGGAUCGUGUCAUUAUGCCUCAGGGAAUGGUCAACUUAAAUUUCGUGUGAUACCAUCAACAGGUUUCUGGUAUGUUACGCUGACAAGACAUGCAAAAGUCUAAUGUUUAAAGCCUGUUGAUUUUUGAAUUUGUUUUACUAACAAUUUUAUUUUAUAAAUUACAGUAGAUAACUGCAUUUAAAAAGUCACAACAACAACAAAGAGUUCUUACAGCUGGACCAAGCAAAGUGUGUGUAUAACGAUGAGGUAAGAGUUGUGUAGUACCAUACCACGGCGAUGUUUUUGUGUUCUCUGGAGAAUUGGAAAACAAAUCAUUAAAUAUGGCCAUUUAUAUUUUGUGUUAUUUUUCCUCUCAGAGAAGGAAUGCAGAAAAUUAUUAUUAUUAUUAUUAUUAUUAUUAUUACUAUUAUUAGUGCCGUAUUCAUCACGCGUUCAAAUUACAAAUCAGCAGAAUUAAGAUUAUAGACACCUUGAACAUCUUACACGCCAGUAGCUCAAAAAUGGACCGUUUCCUCACUGACACUUAAUUGCGUUGUAAUUGAAAACCCUCUUCAUACAGCAGUGCUGUUGCCUGUUAAGGGCAGUUAAAUAAUACAUGUCAUGUCACAUUGUUGCAUUAAAUUUCUUGAAUCUUUAUCCUACCUACUGGAAACUAUUUUUACUGGCAAAUAAAGUGCUAC
Molecule: messenger RNA, 4917 nt
Organism: Schistocerca gregaria
Lineage: Eukaryota; Metazoa; Arthropoda; Insecta; Orthoptera; Acrididae
Product: homeobox protein OTX1 A-like
Exons: 9
Coding region: 194-1615 (473 amino acids)
Biological process (GO): regulation of transcription by RNA polymerase II
Molecular function (GO): RNA polymerase II transcription regulatory region sequence-specific DNA binding; DNA-binding transcription factor activity, RNA polymerase II-specific
Source: RefSeq, a predicted model, not a curated record